AUGCCAAGCUUCGACGUGAGGGGGAAGCAUCUUUCGGAAGCGAGGCACUGGUCGGCACCGGAAGUGUUCGGUCCUCGUGCACACUUUUCUACGUCACCGCCGCCCGCCUCGCUGCUGGUGCGUGACGUCAAGCGGCGCGAUGAGGGCGUCUACCGUUGCCGGAUUGACUUCCGUAACACGCAGACUACUAGCUUCAGAUACAAUCUCACUGUAGUUGUACCACCGGAAAAGCCAGUGGUGGUGGAUCGAUGGGGGCGUGUCAUCAAUACAACGACCCUUGGUCCUCAUGAGGAAGGAGACGACGUGCUUCUUACAUGUCGUGUACUUGGAGGUCGUCCAGAACCAUCAGUACGAUGGUUAGUUAACGGUGUCCUCGUAGAUGAGGAGUACGAACACAACACCGGCGACGUAAUAGAGAACCGGCUGCUAUGGCCGGCUAUUAGACGCGCCGACUACGCAGCCGUGUUCACGUGUCAAGCUGCCAACUCACAUUUGGUGCCACCGAAAGAGCUUUCAUUAGUACUAGACAUGUUCUUGAGGCCCCUCACCGUGGAAAUCAGAAAGCCAUUGGAAAUUGGUGAAGGGGGCGUUUUGACUGCUGAGCGGAGAUACGAGGUUGCAUGUGAAUCAGCUGGUAGUCGGCCGCCUGCGCUCAUCACUUGGUACAAGGGAAAGCGGCAGCUGAAAAGGAUAACGGAGGAGCUACGAGAUAAUUUAACUGUAAGUGUAAUGAGUUUCGUGCCGACGCUAGACGACGACGGCAAGCCGCUCACCUGCCGGGCGGAAAACCCGAAUGUUACCUCUUUGUUCCUGGAAACAUCGUGGGUUAUCAGUGUCGUUUAUCCGCCAGUCGUGAGGCUGCGGCUCGGAAGCUCGUUAGCGGCCGGCGACAUCAAAGAGGGCGACGACGUGUACUUCGAGUGCCAUGUUCGAGCCAACCCUGCCGUCAGAAAGCUCUCAUGGCUGCAUGACGACAAGCCGUUGGCGCACAACGCGACGGCACGCGUCUUCCACAGUAACCAAAGCCUGGUGCUGCAGAAAGUGACGCGGUACAGCAGCGGGAGGUACGCCUGCUCCGCACUCAACGCGGAGGGGGAGACAGUCUCCAAUGAGCUGCAUUUUAGAGUCAAAUGUGAGUAA
Messenger RNA from Parnassius apollo (apollo), 1140 nucleotides. NCBI's taxonomy places the organism in Eukaryota, Metazoa, Arthropoda, Insecta, Lepidoptera, Papilionidae. The record is from the annotation of a GenBank genome assembly.